UCCUGCUUCUCAGUCACAUUAACAUAUUCCACUACUGCCUAUUGAUUCGAGAUCUUCCUCCGUCCAAUUUCACCGCCGAUUCCUGCUCGACGGCGCCGCCCUAUGCCCCACCUAGUGACACUCCCACCCCCAACAAUGUCACGCCUUUGAAUUUGACCCCGGCGUCGGCUUUUCCGAGCGCAAACACUGUUUAAUUUUAGCGAUGGCUGCAUCUCAGGCAAGAAACGCUGGGCUGCCGAUAAUCAAUCUUCUCCGGGUAAAAGGAAUGCCGAUUUUGCAGCAGCUACACUUGGAAGAGAGGCUGCUUCGGACUUCCUCUCAAAACUGGUGCAUCAUCAACGACGGAACCACCCGCCCCACCAUCGUCAUGGGUGUUUCAGGGAAAGCUAAGGAACUUCUUGAAACUGAUGCUGUUCUAAGAGAUGAAAUUCCAGUCAUCCGAAGGUUUACAGGAGGCGGUACUGUUAUUGUUGAUCAGGGCACUAUUUUCGUAACGUUUAUAUGCAACAAGGAUGCUAUUUCAGGUUUACAAUCAUAUCCUCGACCGAUCAUGUCAUGGAGCAGCCUAAUAUAUAAGAACAUGUUUCAAGGAAUUGGGGAGUUUAGCCUUCGAGAGAACGAUUACGUGAUUGGCAACCACAAGUUUGGUGGAAAUGCUCAGUCUAUUACCAAAAAUAGGUGGGUUCACCAUACUUCUUUUUUAUGGGAUUAUGAAGUCAGUAACAUGGGUUAUCUCAAAAUGCCAACGCGAGUUCCUGAAUAUCGACAGGCUAGGAAUCACUCGGAGUUUAUAUGCCGCUUGAAGGAAUAUAUGUCAAGGUCAGAUUUCAUUGAUGGAACCAUGGAUGCAGUUGCUUCCUAUUUUGCAUUGAGAUCACCCGAUGCAGACGAUAUCCAGAAUUCGUCCUCUCAAUUUGAGCCGUCCAGUCGGAUAUUGACUAGGCAGGAACUUGGAGAAGAAUCCUCUAUGGAGCUCUUAGGUACUGUGUCUCAGAUCUCAUACAUGGCAGCCAUAUCUUCCACUUGUCCAACAAGCAAUAUUGCCUAGGUCUAUUACUCAAAUAUCAUCUAUCUUUUAUUAUGCUAAAUAGAUAGGUGUUUUGUAUUGGCAAACAAAUAUAUUAGACUCUAAGCGCAUGUUUGGUAGUGUAGAAAAUCAUUUAAAGUUAUUGUUGAUUAAAUUUAUAGAAAAUAAAAUACAAUGGAGCAAACAAGCCUACUUCUA
Messenger RNA from Salvia splendens (bonfire salvia), 1225 nucleotides. RefSeq lists its product as uncharacterized. NCBI's taxonomy places the organism in Eukaryota, Viridiplantae, Streptophyta, Magnoliopsida, Lamiales, Lamiaceae. The record is from RefSeq and is a predicted model, not a curated record. The transcript is spliced from 4 exons. Gene Ontology annotation, biological process: protein modification process. The coding region runs from base 203 to 1048 and encodes 281 amino acids.